Molecule: messenger RNA, 912 nt
Organism: Orbilia oligospora ATCC 24927
Lineage: Eukaryota; Fungi; Ascomycota; Orbiliomycetes; Orbiliales; Orbiliaceae
Exons: 3
Coding region: 1-912 (303 amino acids)
Source: RefSeq, a predicted model, not a curated record
AUGAAGUCCUUUUCUCUCUCUCAAGCGGUUUCCAUUUUGUCGCUCCUUAACCUAGGAGCUUCGACCCUCCUUCUCGAUUUUGAUGCUCAAAGAGGUGAUAACCCAUCAAUCUUGGGCCUUCUUAAUCUAGAACAAGCCAGAGGUGAUUCCAUCUCUGCAAAUACAAAAGACUUGUAUAUCAAGCUCGAUAAGGACCCGAAGGGAGUCCAAGCAGCCCACGUUCACAGGAAGGCUGGCUACAUCAGGGCCGAAUAUCAUUCGCUGAAGGACAAGACUAAGGAGGAUACCUCAUACUUCAUCGGGUACACGUUUUCCCUGGGUACUAUCACCCAUAACCUCGUUGUUUGGCAAUGGAAGGAGUACAAAAAUGCUGCGGCGCAAAAUGUUCCUCUCAACCUCGAGUUCAACAAUGAUGUUUUGGAAUUGAUUUACGAGGCACCAGGCACCAAUAGCAAGAAGGUUGCCAAAUGGGGUAAAAAGCUUCAGACCGGUGUAACUUAUCGUGUUGGGAUCGUCAUCAACACCUCCACGACCGACGGCGCCCUUCAGUUCUACUGGAAUGGUGUCCGCCAAACAUUAAACGAUAACGGGACAGCCACCAAGACACUUAAGGGUGUAUUCUGGGCUGGCCAGUCGGAUCCUAAGUUUGGUGCUUACAGAGGUGAGGAGACUGUGAUUGACACUUACAUCUACAAGGUUCAAAUCGGAACCAAACUCGACGAUAUCAGGGAUGCAGCUGGAAUUGGAUCUGACCCAAGCCCAUCUACUACUUUGGCUACUGUUACUACCACUGCCAAACCACCAACAACUACCUGCUCGUGGGAAGGUCACUGCAUUGGUGCUCCAUGCAAAGACGAGAACGACUGUUCGGAUGAUUUUGUUUGUAAGAGCGGGAGUUGCGCAAAGCCAUGA